This is a messenger RNA of Penaeus vannamei (Pacific white shrimp), 1383 nucleotides long. The record is from RefSeq and is a predicted model, not a curated record. Lineage: Eukaryota; Metazoa; Arthropoda; Malacostraca; Decapoda; Penaeidae.
AUGGAUACCUGUGGAGGAGAAACGAAGGAGAAAGUGAAGGAUACAGCGCGAACCCCCGCCGGCCCAAGACAGAUCUUGUGUGUGUUGAUAGUAGCUUGCUUGCCAACCCUCAAUGGCAUGAUAAGUGGGUGGACGGCGGUGCUGCCCAAGCUGCAAGAAGACACGACCAGAUUCACGGUUACCGUUCAGGAUGUGACUUGGUUAGGACUUGUUGGUGUCAGAGCGUCCUUAAACUUAGUAGUAAGCAUUGGAGCCAGUCCUUUGGCCGGAACCCUGGGGGAACACGUGGGUCCUUGCCGUCUCCUGUUCCUGGCGAUGUGCCCCGUGCCCGGUUUGUGGUUUAUACAGGCAUAUACGCCGUGGGUCCCUCUGCUGUACGUGUGCCGAGCUGCACUGGCGGUCAGCACAUCUGUCUUUUCCACAAUAGUACAACCGCUGAUCGCUGAGUUGUCCCCCGUCAAGAUCAGGGGCUUGGCAGGGACCUUGCCUGCGGUAAUGGCCUGUGCUGGGAUGCUGCUCUCCUACGUCUUGGCUUACCUGUUGCCUUGGGACGUUGCCACGGCGGUGUCGGCCGCCCCCUUCAUGCCGCUGGUCUUGCUCAUGCUUCUCGUGCCUGAAUCGCCAUAUUGGCUGGUGAGAAAGAAGAGGAUCGACGCAGCCGAGAGGUCCUUGCGAGUCCUGCUGGGUCACACCGCUGACGUCACGAAGGAACUGGACGCCAUCAGGAGCACCACGACCCUCAAGCAGGCCAAUGUCAUGAACCAGCUGCAAGAGCUUCGCCGAGGUCGUAACAUCCGCCCCGUGGUGCUGAUCACUGCUCUGUUCAUCCUGAGGGAACUCGGUGGCAAAGCCCCUGUCUUUAGCUACACCGUCUACAUGUUUCGCAGCGCAGAGGUAGAGCUGGACGCCUUCUACUGCACAGUGUUCGUCGGUUUGACCCGUUUUGGCGGUACAUUAAUGUCGGCUUUCAUCUUGGAUUGCCUUGGCCGAAAGCCGGUGCUAGUGACGUCGGCGGUGAUAUCGGCUCUGGCGCUGGCUGUCGCCGGAAUUACGGUUUUCCUGGAGGUGGAAGGGGCGUCGUGGGUAACCUUGGUAUCCAUGCUGGCGUACGUGGGGGCGCACGCGAUCGGUGUCGGUCCCAUCCCGUGGGGUUACCUCGGCGAACUCCUUCCAACACCAGUGAGGUCCAUGGCAGCAUCCAUAAUCACCACCUUCCACUUCUCCUCCUCCUCCANAACGUCACGGGAGAAGCCAGCGAAGGGGAAAGGAGUUGGUGGAGCCCUUGCAAAUCAUGGCAGGCUCCCCUUAUCUCAGUCACCGUCAACAAGAAUUAAUGUAUUCGGCCUGAAUCAUUCUCUACCUCUACAGAAGCAGCCUUCAUAA